AUGAUUCCCUCAAGAACUGUUGCGCGGUCGCUGCCACGGGCUGCGCGCUCCGUCAAGGCCCCACGCGCCAACCAAGUCCGACUCCAGUCCACGACCGCAUCCUCGUCUGGCACCGGCAAUGCUCAAGCCGGUACAUCCCCCUUCGCCGCUGGUGUUGCUGGUGGCCUCGCAGCUGGAGGGCUCCUCUAUGGCGCGUACUAUUUCAGUCCCACUGGCAAGGUAGCCAUGCAAGUCAACAGGGCGUCCAAGGAAACAAAGAAAGCGUAUAACGAGGCCGCAAAAAAGCUCCAGCAGAACACUCCCGAUGCCGACCAGACAGUGAACUACAUCAAGGACUUUUGCUGCUCCUACGUCACCUGGAUCCCUGGCGGGCGCCAGUACGUCGACACCGCAUUUGACGACCUUGAGAAAGUUAGGAAGAACAACAAGGAGGACGCAGACCGCAUCCUGAACGAUGCUUACAAGCACUUCCAGGAGAUAUCCAAGGCAGGUCUUAGCAUGGAGAGCCUCCGUCGGGUGUACGACGCAUUGGCCGACCUCGCUGUCAAGCUUGCUGACCUCUCAACGGACGCGCUCGGUGAUGUCCUGGACAAUCACCCGCAGCUGAAGGACAAAUUUGGCGGGAGCAUUGACCAGCUGAAGCAGAUGGGCGAGCAGUACGGCCCAGAGGCAAAGAAUGAGGUCAACAAGACUUGGAAGCAGGUCCGGGACAUCGCGGCUGGCGGCCUCACGGCGUCCAACCUGGAUAAGGCCCGCAAGCUUGUUGAGGACAAGGUCAAGGAGGUGCAGAAGCUGGGAGAUGAAGCCUGGAAGAAGGGCCUGGAGCAGGCCAAGCCUUACCUGGACAAGAAUCCGCAGGUGAAGGAGCUGGUCGAGAAGAACGCCGAUGCCCUGAAGCAGGGCAACACGAAGGAGCUGUUUGAGCGGGCCAAGAAGGCGGUCGAGUCGGGCAAGACAGGCGACCUCGAAGGCUAUGUUAAUGACGCAGUGGAGAAGUCCAAGUCCAAGGGGUCGCAGCUUACUGGCGGUGCCGGUCUGGAGCAGUACAUCGGCCAGAUUCCCAACGGCAGCGAGGUCCUGUCCAAACUUCAGCAGCUAAAGGAGGUUGCAGAGAAGCACACCGACGAGAGCGAGAAGCUGGUCAAGGAGACGCUGCAGGAGCUCAGGAAGGUGCUUGAGAACAAGUCUGACAAGGCCGAAGGCAUUCUGAAGAAGGCAAAGGAGGAGUCUAAAUAG
Molecule: messenger RNA, 1236 nt
Organism: Diaporthe citri
Lineage: Eukaryota; Fungi; Ascomycota; Sordariomycetes; Diaporthales; Diaporthaceae
Exons: 1
Coding region: 1-1236 (411 amino acids)
Source: RefSeq, a predicted model, not a curated record